UGCGUCACACAGAACACUGGGGAAACAUUCAGGGUGGAGAGAAGAGAAUCGCUGGGGGUCAGGUGAAGUAAGGAAGCUUUGACUUGCAAAAGGAAGGAAAGUGACUGACAGCACAGCUUGGCAGACUUUUAAUAGAUAUCUUCCAGUUUCUUUGCCCCUUUUUUUUUUUUUAGAGAAAGACAGUUGACUUGUUUGAGGCAUCAGAAUCUUUGGGUCUUUCAAUCCCGGAAAACAUGAGCUGUAUUCCAGCUUCACACAGUAUGAACACCAAUCUCAGUCAGGUGGAGACCGAGGUGGAGGAGAUUCCACUGGAGAGAAGAGGCAGCAGAGCUUACCAGAUCUUCCCAGAAGCCGACACAAAUGAAGAUUCGGACUCCAGCUCUUAUCCUGAAGACUUUCUGUACAGAAGGGAGCGUCUCCCUUCCAUCGUCGUCGAACCCACAGAACACAGCGAGCUGACCAGCAGGGGGCUGAGCUGGCCUGCUCACUGUUCACAGAGAAACAAUGUGGAGGACGAGGAGGACGAGGACAGCAGUGCUCAUCACACAGGGAACUCUGUGGAGGGGGAGAAGAACGACGACAUGGGGACGGGAGAAGGUUCAGUCUCCAGGAAGUCUUCAAUUGGACCGUCCCAGAGUCAACUUUCCCUCUCUCGACUGACCCCACCUGCUUCACCCACCCCCCCUGAGGCUGCCCCGCCCUGUCUGAGGAGCUGAAUCAGUACAACCACUAUGGACUAAUAGCUCUGUAAUUCCCGUGAACUGUGUGUAACAUUGAAGAUGUGAAACCUCUGCAUGUCUGACCAUCCCAGUAAAACAAAAAAGACGUUUUGAGUGCUUACACAGGUAAAAUAUUUGUACUAAAUGAGGUCAGUAGGUAAUAGAAAACUGGUUCAAGUACUGUUUCUUUUUAAGGGAUAUCUCCAGCUUGAAAAAAGCUUUGCUGCUAAUCUGUAUGUUACGCAGUGAACUAAUGGUAACCAGACUGUAGGAAAACUUUGAGGAGACCUCUUGGUUAUGAUGCUUAUUAGUAACCUGCCAUCCCAGCUGGACGAAACAUUCUUUGCAGGUCAAACAUGUGAAACAUAAAGAGAAGAAACUAAUGAAAACUGUGUGUAUAAUAUCACUGUGUGUUAUAAAUGAUAAUCUGAUCAAUUUUAGUAAAAGCUUUGAACCUCUGUGAACAAUUCUGUACUGCAAGGUAAGUCGGAAUAAAUACUGUAACCUACA
Molecule: messenger RNA, 1229 nt
Organism: Labrus mixtus (cuckoo wrasse)
Lineage: Eukaryota; Metazoa; Chordata; Actinopteri; Labriformes; Labridae
Product: protein LBH-like
Exons: 4
Coding region: 234-716 (160 amino acids)
Source: RefSeq, a predicted model, not a curated record